AUGGGGAACCCAGUGACAGUGCUAGCGCCCUCCCUCCUCCUCCUGCUUGCUGGGCAGGGUGCUGAAGCCUGUGAUGCCAGAGAAUGCUGUUUUCAGAACCUGCCAUAUCCGGACGCAGACUCAGGCUCAGAUGCCGGCCCCAGGGACCUGAACUGUUACCGAAUACCAACAUACAGCGCCAUUUACGAAUGCUCCUGGCACUAUCAGGGUGCCACGGCGGGGGUCAGCCACUUCCUGAGGUGCUGCCUCAAGCCAGGGCGUUGCUGCUACUUCGAGGCUGGCUCGGCCACCAAGGUGCAGUUCUCCGACCAGGAUGGCAUACCCGUGCUCCGUGAAGUUACCUUCUGGGUGGAAUCCCGGGUUGCCAACCGCACAGAGAAGUCACCUGAGGUUAAGGUGACACUACACAGCUGGGUUAAAUAUGACCCUCCUGAAAACAUGAUGGUGUCCAGGUCAGGAGAUCGGCUGUCUGUGACGUGGGAGCGCCCAGCCCGUCAGGAUGACGCCGAAGUGCAGUUCAAGCACCAGAUGUCUGAUGGCUCGUGGAAGUGUGGUGACUGUGGAAGGCAAGAUGAUGCUAGCCUCGAGUCAUGUCCCUGGGGCACAGAUGUGGCUCAGGGAUUUCAACUCCGUAGGCGACGGCGAAGGCCGAGGGGUCCCUGGAGCAACUGGAGCCUUGUGUGCAUCCCCCUUGAAUCCCCUGCUCAACUCAAGUUGAAUAUCUCGCUGGAGUCACUUGGCCAGGAUGGGAGGAGGCAGCUGACCCUGAAAGGGCAGCCUUUGUUUCCAGAAGGCUGUGACAGGCUGGAGUCUACCUGGAAGGCUUACCAUAUCCACCUACACAUGUUGUCCUGCCCGUGCAAGACCAAGGCCACAGACACGAGGCCCCUCCACCUAGGGAAAGCAUUCAACCUCUCGGGUGCUGCCUACGACCUAACUGUUGUCUCCACGCAUGGUUUUGGCCCCAAUUGGACAUGGCAUAUCCCUGCCGAAACCCAAACAGAAACAGGGGUCCUGAAUAUCAGCAUCAGCGCCAACGGGACCACCAUGCAUUGGCCAGCCCCAGCCCAGGGCAUGACAUACUGCACUGUGUGGCAGUCCCAGGGCCAGAAGGAAAGCUCUGCCUCCUGCAUUGUGAAUGAGCCCGAGGAGGGAGACCCUGAUGGAACAGCAACCCACAACUGGAAUCAAAUGUUUGGGGCAAUGUGGCAGGAGGUAUGUUACCGCAUCACAAUUUUUGCCUCUGCAUGCCCGGAGGAGCUCACCUCGUGGUCUACCGUCUUGUCCACCUACCACUUUGGGGGCAAUGCCUCAGCAGCUGGGAGGCCACAACAUGUGUCAGUGAAGAAUUUCAGCUCCAGUUCUGUGUGCCUGAACUGGACGCCGCCCCCGCUGAGUGCCUGUCCUGGCGUCUUGAAGCAGUACGUCGUGCGCUACACGGAGGAGGACAGCAGCCAGGUGUCUGAAUGGCCUGUGGCUCCUACAAAGACACAUGCCAUCCUCCAUGGCCUGCGGGCUGGUGCAGCCUACACCGUGCAGGUGCGGGCGGAUACAACUUGGCUACAAGGCACCUGGAGCCAGCCCCAGCGUUUCAGCAUUGAAGCCCAGGUUUCCAUGUUGUUCAUUUUCCUGGCAUCUCUGGGGAGCUUCCUGAGCAUCUUUCUCCUGGGUAUCCUUGGCUACCUCGCUCUGAACAGGGCAGCACAGUACCUGUGCCCACCCCUGCCCACACCCUGUGCCAGCACCGCAGUCAAAUUCCCUGGAAGCCAGUGGAAGCAGGACUGGUUUUGGGUCAGCUCCGCAGACAACCCGGAGGAGGUGUCCCCACAAGAAGUCCUGGUGGUGAACAUGUCCUGGGAUGAAGGCGAGGGGGCCAACCUGGACACACCCAAACCUCUCAAGGAGGAGAUGUUGCUGCCUCAGAGGGCCCCAGGGCCCAUCUUUGACAUGGAGCUGCCCUUGGCGAACCGGAGGCAGGUGGGAGGGCACCCUGAGGCUGGGGCUCUGGGCCCUGGCAGGCAGGAAGAUCUGGAGGGCACCCCUACCCAGGGAGCUGCACUCCCACUGCUCCCGGGAAAACAAAUGCAUGGCCCCAGGUUUCGUGCCACUGGGAACAUGGACCUGGAAGCCUGA
Molecule: messenger RNA, 2133 nt
Organism: Talpa occidentalis (Iberian mole)
Lineage: Eukaryota; Metazoa; Chordata; Mammalia; Eulipotyphla; Talpidae
Gene: IL12RB1
Product: interleukin 12 receptor subunit beta 1
Exons: 16
Coding region: 1-2133 (710 amino acids)
Molecular function (GO): protein binding
Source: RefSeq, a predicted model, not a curated record